CAGCAAGCCAGUCUAGCGCAAUACUGCCCUCAGCGCUUGUCAAAAGCCGGUCUCUGCCCAGUAUCGAAUAUGUCUAGCACAUUCCUGUGUGCUACUACACUGUAAACUAAAGUGCAUUUGUCAUCCGUCGUGUAACCAUAUCUAUCCUGGAAUUAGCGGUGUUGGUUAUCGGUCAAGCACAUCUCACUGAAAGGACACCGAUCGGGAUUGUUUGUAUCUACAGAUGUUUCUUCUGUUAUAAUGCAAGAUGCAUGCUGAUGCUCGGAAGGGGCUGCUCGACUGCGUAUUACUCGUCCUUUUAACCUCCUCCACCGACUGAAAAUAAUCGUAAACAGCUGAAAACCGUUGAUAUUGUGGGGUGAAGAAUGACAGAAUAUAAGCUUGUGGUCGUGGGGGCUGGAGGCGUGGGCAAGAGCGCUCUCACCAUCCAACUCAUCCAGAACCACUUUGUGGAUGAAUACGACCCAACCAUAGAGGACUCCUACAGGAAGCAGGUGGUGAUUGACGGGGAGACGUGUCUCCUGGACAUCUUGGACACUGCAGGUCAGGAGGAGUACAGCGCCAUGAGGGAUCAGUACAUGAGGACAGGAGAGGGCUUCCUCUGUGUCUUUGCCAUCAAUAACACCAAGUCCUUUGAGGACAUUCAUCAGUACAGAGAGCAGAUAAAGCGAGUAAAGGACUCUGAGGACGUCCCCAUGGUCCUGGUGGGGAAUAAGUGUGAUCUUCCUUCCCGCAGUGUGGACACAAAGCAGGCUCAGGAUUUAGCACGUAGCUACGGCAUCCCAUUUAUAGAGACCUCAGCAAAGACGAGACAGGGUGUGGAUGACGCGUUUUAUACACUAGUCCGAGAAAUCCGGAAACACAAGGAGAAGAUGAGCAAGGAGGGCAAGAAGAAAAAGAAGAAAUCCAAAACAAAAUGUAUAUUAAUGUGAACAAGCCUUUCCGGUCAUAAUAGACUCAAAAAAAAAAAAAAAAAGUUUCACAACUGCAUUUUGUAUAUUACACUAAAUUAUUGGCCUCCUCAAAAUACAGAAUGGAUUCUUAUUCUACUUGCUUUCUUAAGAGAAAUAAGCUUUACUUCUCGUUCGGUGCCAGUUGCCCCAAAGUGUUGGUCACCUUUAUGGCUUAUUUUAUCGGGUGGGCUGUCAGAGCUGGUGUUAUUUUGCAGUUGGUUUAGAGUAGUUUAGCAGAUUUAUAAAGAAAGGUGUGGAAUUGAAGAUUAGGCUUUUGGUGUGCUGUAUGAGAGAGAACUAGCCGUGAAAUUUGCAUGUGAGUCACUUGAUUUUACAGGAACUGGAACAUUGAGGAAUUACUUUUUUAGGACCAACACUUUCAGGGGGUGUUUUGAUACAUUAUCACUGUGUAUGACCCUGCCUUUGGAUGUCCCAGACUUCCAAAAACAACCUGCAUGUGAACUUCCAUUGUAGUCGGAUUAACGCGCCCUCUCUCAAAAGCCAUGGUAAUGUGUAUAUACGGUGAAAUCUUAACCACGUUAACCUUAUUUCCCUGUUUGCAUGUUGUGUUCUGUUCUUUAAACUUCCAGGGAACGGUAAUGCGUUGAAUACUGUAUAAUAGCCACUGCUGUGUAGAAAGGAUUUUCUCAGUUGGUCCAAACAGGCGCUAUUGUUUCAACAAGGCCAUUGUGAUAUUUUCAGUUAAAUUCAUGAAGGUUUAUAUGCAAGUCAAAAUCUGGUAAGAAUUAUCGUCUUAAGCAACACAAUUAAACAUUUUAUUAACUUAAGUUUUUAAACAACUGAGAAGAUGGUGAUCUGCAUUUUAUAAAAGUCACCUGUCAGUUUCAGGGAUUGAAGAACAAAUUUAUACUCGCAUGCGUUAUGUAUUAGGUAUGUUACGUUUCUGACAGACAGCGUGUUGAAGCCGCAUUUUCUUUUCGGAAAGCGAUAACAGUCAAAACGUUUGUGUAUGUUUUUUUUGGAAAUGUGUGCACUCCCUGAACCUCUGCUGGCUUCUCGUAAAUGCUACCGAAUAUUGUGCACGUUAUUUUUUGACGGACAAACCGUUAAAUUCAGCUGUCGCAAAUGAAUCGACUUUUAAAAACACGUUCUUUUAUUUUCCAGGAAAGGAGUGGUUUUGAUGCACAAAGUUGUCUCGUAUAACACAAGUCUUUUAUUUAAACCCAUGAAAAUGCAGAUCCUGUUGUAAGUAAUAGUGAAAAAGCACUUGUUUCAUUACUACCCCUUAGCAGAUUCUGACUAAACAAUAUAAAGCUGCACUUGAUCAGAAUCAAGUAUUCCAGGGAGUGUGUAAUAAUUUGAAACUCUUUUCUGUAAGGAUCUACACUAGCGAACACCUCACUUCUGCACUCAGAGGAGGAUUUUUAUGACGUAUGAAUAUUUACCCUCUUGUGCCCAGCCAAACAGCGCCUUAGAAGUCUUGAGUAAUUACAUUGAAUUGUUUUUUGCUAAAUUUUGAUUAGUGAAUAUAACCUACUGUACCACUAGUUGUUGUGAUGCAAAUAUACGU
Messenger RNA from Sinocyclocheilus grahami, 2484 nucleotides. RefSeq names its product GTPase KRas-like. Gene Ontology annotation, molecular function: GTPase activity; GTP binding. Bases 366 to 932 code for a protein of 188 amino acids. Gene Ontology annotation, cellular component: membrane. The transcript is spliced from 5 exons. The record is from RefSeq and is a predicted model, not a curated record. Gene Ontology annotation, biological process: signal transduction. NCBI's taxonomy places the organism in Eukaryota, Metazoa, Chordata, Actinopteri, Cypriniformes, Cyprinidae.